AUGACAGAAAAUGACUACUCUGCCGACCAAUCCCAAAUCCUCCAAUCAUCACUAGCUCAGCUCGACGCAUUCCAAGAUAUCGAUGUUCGCUUGGAAAUUCGAGAAGAUCAGAUAAAGCUGAUAUUGGAAACUGAAACACCUCUAAAGUCUGGCACAAUUGAAGUGAGAAAUGUUUGGAUUGCCUACAGACCAACCGACAAUGGAUGCUUGAUUGAGAAUAAUGACCAACAAGAGUUUGUGGACCGCCUGGAAUUUUUUGAUGUCUCCGUUUUGCACUUGGAGCAUGCCCUUGGUACUAUGGAUGUGCUCAAGAAAUUCUCAGUGAUUUCGGUUAAAAAAUCUCAAGAUGAACCAACUCCCAGUGUCCAGGAUCUUCAAACAAAUGCAAUAUUUUUAGAGAACCUGAACCGAAUGCUAACAUCCCGGCAGAAACCACUAAACGCUUUCGCUUUUGAAGUAAACUUAUGGCAAGAACCAUUCAACAAUCACGCUGCAAUUAUGAUGUCCCACCUCAACUCCAACUUGCUCAAUACUAUAAUUCUGAGCACCCCAAUCCCGGGAACUCAUCUGAAACUGGACGCUAUUGUUACCUUGGAGCAGUGGCUCAAUGGAAAGGAGGUUAAAAUGAACAACCUUUCCACUGACUUGAAAUUUGAUGCCUUUUUUCAUUUUGCAAAAGUUAGCACUGGAAUGUACCCAAAUACUUAUAGCGAGCUGACUUUGCUGAAAAACCAUUUCCUAAACCACGAAACACCAGAGUACUUUGAAUUGAACUACCCUGAAAGUUUCAAUAACAGACGUGUAGUGAAAACAAGCGAGUUGUUCGGAAAGCUCUUCCAUGUCAAGCUCCAGCCAAAUGGCGAGCUGUACAGCAAGAAAUGGUACUUUCCGGUGGGAGAUGGCGAAGAAUUUUAUGUUCUUGUGAAAUAUCGUCCGAAACGGAAAAACGGGACGCAGUUUGUGUUCAGGCGAGUUAAGGCAGCGGACAAGCCACCGGAUCCAGAAGUUGGCAAUGAAGAUCAGAACCGUGUUCCAACAGAUCCAAUAAUCACCCGAUCAGCCAUCCUUCCGCCUAUCAAAACUGAAAUAGAAAACGCGGAAGAUCAUGCCCUCGCCUUGAUGAUCCACGAGAGCCAAAUAAUGAUCGAUAUGAUUCUAGCAGCGGUGCCAAAUUAUAUUCGAAGAGCAGUUACCACGCAAACAAUGAACGAGACUAAAAAUAUAAGAAUAUCAUACAAGCCAAGAGGAGAUUGGUGUAUUAUUGACAGCGAUCAAAAGCAGGAAGUUUCACAGUCACCCGUUUGCAAAGUCUCAGUAUUACACCUUGAAUACCUGUUGAGAUCUAUACCAGUUCUUUGGAGCUUCUCGAUUGCCUCUAUCACAAAUCUGGAGCUCGAUGGAUCCAAUGAGAUCCUACUUCAAAUCCACAAAACCUUGCUAGACACCGUCGAAACAAUGCUCAGAGAGAGAAGCUCUAAACUUAAAGUUAAUACGUUUGUAGUCACACUGUCUGAAAAACCAAUCAAUGAGCAUCUGCCAGGAAUCAUGGCUUGUCUGGAGCCUCGAGUUCUAAAGGAAAUAAUUUUGACGGGCGAUAAAGGUGAGCUUCAUUGUGAUGGCCUAGUGAACUUGGAGCAGUGGAAGAAUGCAUCUUUAUUGUCCAUCAACAAUUUUUAUGUGAAAGCUGCAAUUUCGAAUUUCCUGCAUUUUCAAGAAGUACGAGUAACCUUCGCAAAGUUAACUUACGAUGAUUUGAUUAUGUUAAAGGAGCACUUCCUCGUCAACGAAAAGCCUUCUACUUUUGAGCUCAACUUCAACCGAUAUGCGAAAACCUCUGAAAUUUCAAAUGACACCAACAACGUUGAACCACACGAGGUGUUUGGGGAAACGGAGCAUGUUGAAUACAAGAACGGCGAAGAGCUUUACAGAAAGAUCUGGUAUUUUCCACAUGAGGUUCAUACUUCGUAUGAUCUUCGGAUUGAAUACUGUAAUACAAAGGAUUAUACGUUUCAAUUUGGAUUUGUGGAGGCAGAGGUAAAUCCACAACACGUAAACUCUGACUUCAACUUGCUAUCUCUCAUAUCGACUAACUAUCAAGCUAUGAAAAGUAUCAUAGAAAAGUGCUCCUUUGUCACAAUCUUGUCGCUUCGAAAAGUUUGUAAAAACCUCCGCAAUUUCAUCGACACCGCACAUUUUGACUUCCCCGAACGGAAUAUUUGGAUAACUUUUGAUGGAAAAGAUUCAAUGCUCGAAAUAAUAACCCCCGAGGGGAAAACAUCCCUUACCUAUAAAAAAAAUCCGAUCGGCUGCAAACUUCUUGCAUAUCCGCCAAUACCUUACGGUUCUGAUUUCAUUGCAACUCGGAUGAUGCCAGACAAUACACCGUUAGACUGUUGUAUGAGUGACUUGAAACAAAUUCUGAAGCAUCAGAAAACCCCCAUCAGCAAACUCGCUUUCACCCUGCGUUCUAUAGAUGAUGAGUACAUUCAUAAGCUGAAGGAAAUUCUGAAGGCUCACGAAACUCCACUAAAAGUCAAGUGCAUUGUCAUGCUGGGCGUUGAUCUACCGAUCAUAAGAAGGAUCCUGUCUUAUUUGGAUAAAAAUGAGCUGAAAAUGAUUUUCUUGAACUAUGACGCAUAUAGUAGAGUUGAGGAAGAGGAGCUUGACACUACUAAACUUGUGGAAUUGGAUCAAUGGAAAAUGGCAGAAGAGCUUCGGGUCCUUGACUGCGGACUUUCAUUUUCCGUCGAAAAUAUCGGGCAUUUUCUGAAAGUUGAAGUCACUUUACGCACAAUUUCCGUUGAAGACUUGGUUUAUCUAAAGGAGAUCUUCAAAACCUCAUCCGCCAAUCGAAAUUUCAACAUUAAAUCCAGGUCAUUCGAUGCAGGAGAUUUGGUGCCAACUCUUGGUGCAUCGUCUAGUGACACCAAAGAAGGUGUCAUACAUAAAAAGUGGUUUUUUAAAAUGAAAAUAGACAGACAGAGAGCAGUUUGUAUAGAUUAUCUAGAGCGUAUCGCAGGAGAAAGGGAGAUCACAGUCUUUGUGUUUUCCCAUGUCGAGAUUUCCGAUGUUCCAGCAAAUACGCUACGUUGGGAGCAAUAA
Molecule: messenger RNA, 3102 nt
Organism: Caenorhabditis elegans
Lineage: Eukaryota; Metazoa; Nematoda; Chromadorea; Rhabditida; Rhabditidae
Gene: Y20C6A.1
Product: F-box domain-containing protein
Exons: 9
Coding region: 1-3102 (1033 amino acids)
Source: RefSeq, marked reviewed